GACGCGGUGGAAUGUGAUGGUUUGAUCUGAAACGGGCCAGGGAGGGGAAUAUCCGAGAGGAAAGGACCGAGGAAAGUGAUUAAGGGAACGGGGGGAACCAAAAGACGCAUUCCCCCCAGCCGCCUCCAACUCUCCGCUUCUCUGUGAGGAUAUGUGGAUGAACUUGUCCUCUCCGAGUCGGCAGCAGCAGCAGCAGCGAGUCCUCCCGUCCGCACGAGCUCUCACCGUGUCAAGUUGUGGAUUUACCGCUGCGUUUUUCUCACCCGGCGGCGGAGCAGCUAAGGAUGGAGACUUUGGGAAGAGGAGCUUAACGUGCUACAGACAAAAGGAUGCAUCUGAAAUGUAAGAUGACAGAUUCGUCUGCUAAACACCGCUCUGAGGGAUCUUCAAAGUCUUAAAGCGACAGUGACAGACAGACCGCAGAGAGAGAAAGAGGAUUCUCCCCUGAAGGACUUGUUAACUCUACAACACAAAUGUGGACCUCCCAAAACAUUGUCAUCAAAUAAUCUGAACAACAAAACCAACACAACAGAUAAGACACAAAGAAUUUUGCAGCCAUGUCUGACCAUAAAGACAUGACGCACCGCCACCUGCGGCACAAGCUGCAGAGCCUCAGCCGAAGACUGGACGAACUGGAAGAAGCAACCAACAAGCUGCAGAAGUCUGAGGAUGAGCUGCUCGACCUGCAGGACAAAGUAAUCCAGGGAGAAGGCAGCAACUCAUCCCUGCUUGGAGAUGUGGAGGCCCUGAGGAAACGUCUCCUAAAGAUCCAGGGGAAGGAUGAGGAGGUACGCAAAGCCGAGGAUCUCUGCCGCACAGUCAGAGAGAAACUGGAAGAGGAGGAAAGCCUGACGAAAGAGCUGAAGGCAGAGAUCGAACGUCUACAACGGAGGAUGGCCGAACUGGAGAAACUGGAAGAAGCUUUUGGGAAAAGCAAGUCUGACUGCAGCCAGCUCUGUCUGAGCCUGAAUGAGGAGAAGAACUUGACCAAGAAGCUCUCGUCUGAGUUGGAGGCGCUCAAAGCACGUUUGAAAGAGGUGGAGGGUUCUGAGACGAAGCUGGACAGAGCUGAGCAGGCUUUGGCUAUGGAGCUUGAGAAACUCAAAGGAUUCACCCAAACCUUUAUGAGUGAGCGUAAGAGGCUACUGGAGAAGCAGAGAGAGGAUGAGAAGAUCAUAUUGAAGCUGACGGAAAAGUUGGAGCACCAGAAGAAUCGCCUCGGGAUGUCCGCAGACCCUGGUCGCACAGAUUUCUCGAGGUCACGAAUUGAGGAUGAGCUUUCAUCCACGGGGCUCCUCACCAGUAAACUGGCUGGACGCAAGAAGAGCCUUGAGUACUUGAAGUUGGCUGACGACAACAUCGGCCUUCUGAACAAAUCUGAGAAUGAAAAGAACAGCGGUCUGGAAGGUUUGCAGGAGGACAACAAAGUAAAGGAGCUGACACAGGAAGUGGAAAGGCUGAAGAAUCGCCUGAAACAGCUGGAGAUAGUGGAGGAGGAUCUGAAGAACUCAGAGUCAAAAAAUGGCGAACUUCAUGAGAAGUUCCAGAUUGAGCAAAACCGGGCUCGUCAACUGAGCGAUCAGGUGGAAGAGCUCAUGAUUAAGCUGUGCGGAAAAGGUGGAGUUGGAAGAAAUGGAACCAGUAAUGUGGAUAAACACGGCAACGGGAGAGGUAACAUUUGCCCCAACAGCCCCGCCAAGGUUCUAGAGAAUGGCAAAGCUGAGAAUGAAGAGAUUAUUGUGAAGGGUUUCAGACAAGAGAAGCCCAAACAUAGGAGUGCUGCAACCGCCUCAGAGCCGUGUUCCCCCAAACACAGGAACAGGGAGCUCUCUCCUCAGCAUAGGAGAGAGACCAAGCUGAGGAGCAAGGAGCCAAGCCACUCAGAGGAGAGCUCUCCUAAGUCUGUGAGGAGAGCUCUCAGUCCGGCUCACAAGAGCAGACGGACGCCCAAAACCCCAACUACUGCGAUUUCAUCCGAUAAUGGAGUAAGAGACACAGGAAGAGGAGCUGAGGAGAAGACAAGAGGAGCCACUCCCAGCUCAGUAAACACAUCCUCUAGCGAUGCUAAGAAAGCGUCUGUUCUUAGUCGCUACCCUCCAGCAGCUCACGACCAGAAGCCACUGAGGACAACUCACAAACAGACAGACGGGGAGGCUAAAAAGAGCAGAGUAGAAAAGUUCUCCAAAUUGUACGUAGGUAGUGAUAGCGAAUCAAACAACUCUGACGUAGUGCCUGAAAGUUCCAGUAACAUCAACAGUCUCGCUGCUUUAGAGAAGGACACGGCGUCCGCCUCAGAUCAGGAAUCAGCAGACCAGGUUCAGGAAUGUGUCUCUGUAUCUGUCGCCCCCACCCUGUCCAAGGCCAAUGGAUCCUACACAGCCUACAGAUCCAACAUCUCUCCACUGUUGGCCAACGACCAGGGUUCAGAAGGUCAUUCAUCUGCCUCCGAAACCGAAUCUACUGGAUCAAGGCCCUCUGAACCAGAGCCUGUGUCUGAGGCAGCUACUACAACUGUAAGCAGUAGGACUUCAACCUCCAGACACCCGAGAUACUCCCACGUCCAUGAUUCUCAUUCAGAGGGAUCUUCUACCAGGAGCUCGUUUGAUGAGGAGCUCCACAACAGGACACUGUUUGCUGACGGAGGCCACCAGGGGCCCACGCAUAUCCCAUCAGGGAUCGAGAUCCAGCGAGUGUGCAGCCCGCGUGAGGCGCUGAGGUCAAAAGCUGUCAUCAAGCCUGCAAUAGUGGAGAUCGACAGGAAGGAAAUGAUGAUUUCUGAACCUUUGUCCGCCAAUGGCAAACCCAAAAUCUCCACCAAACCAAUGGUGACCUCCACCAGUAAAAUGACCAGUAGUAUCACCAUCUACCCCAAUGACCCGAGCUCUUCCAGAACCAGCAGUCGCAGCAGCAGCGUGUCCAGUGAACCCAUCAGAGAACGCCACACCUCCACCAGUAAUAUCCUCAUAGGCCCCAGCAGCGAGCACCACGGCAGUAUCUCCGUCCCGUAUGAGAUCUCCAUUCCCAAGAGCGACAUCACCUUGCGGUCGUGCCAGGACCAGGACUGUGGGCUGGACGACAGCAGCGAUUCCUCUUUAAGGUCCAAACUACACCCUAACCCCAGAAUGGAGACCACCACCAGCCACCUGUGCUGCCAGCGCAGCAACUUCAGCCUCGGGUCCCCGGAAACCACCUCGGCAGACUUUAACGACACAGAGUCGGGCUUCGAAAGCAGCAGCAGCAGUAGCACCACCACGGUCACCAGCUGGAGACACCAAAGACAAACCCAGCACUCCCAAGAAGACAUUUUACCAGACAUGAAGAAUGUGACUAUGAGAAGCACCUGGAAGAACCGAGGCACCGCGUCCGUGGACGACACCGGCCGGGGACGAGGGGGUGCGAGGACGAUGACUGAGGGAGGGUCGGGGGACGAGGCAGAGUCCGCAACAACAUGGAGGGCUUACCGGGCCACUACCUUUGAUACAGAAGAAAUGAUGAACAGCGGCGCUGGAGCUGGUGGGAAUGCUGAAGCACAGAAGGGAGCCAAGCCGUCCCCUGCAGAGGUGUACAUGCGUAGGAUCAACAGUGUGGUUACUAACACCAGAGAGGUCGAGGAUCCGCUCCGUCGAGCCAAACGCUCACAGUCUCCCUCUGUGGAGGGACGAGGCCUGGGGAGGACCGUCCCCCACGCACCUGUCACCUCUCAGUCCUGGGGCCGAUCCUACACACAACAACCACAGGCUGCUGAUAGCGUGGAGCCCACCCCCAUCCCCAACCCCAGCCACAGCCCGGCCUCCUGGAGGCGGCAGCUGCCCAGCAGCGACUCUCACCACCUGGGGAGCUCUUAUGACCGGACGUCUAAGACAGCAGGGGCCUCCUCGAGAGGGGAUCUGUGGUCCAGUCGGGGUCAAGGGUCAGGGGCCAGAGGCGACGGGAGGAGUGGAGCCGGGAGCAGACCGUGGAGCCAUCGCCAGUCUGAGCAUCAUUAGAUCAGCUUCGUCUGAGCAGCACAUCUACAGCAAGAAAACAGCACUCCAUUAAGCUCUCAAUGGCACACGGAGAGCCAAACAUCAGUCUCCCAUCAACUAAUGGCUUCCACCGUCUCCAAAAGUCAACAUCCACAGCUUAUACAGCAAGAAAAGCAAAGAAAAAUAGCAGUCGCAGCCAUAUAGAACAACAAACCACAGAGCUGACAUCCUCACUCUGACCCUUAGUGUACGCUGAGACGUGAACAGCUCUUCCUAUCCGGAACCUUCCCUGUCCCAAAAGAGGCAUAAAUGGAAAAGACAGUGCCUGUACAGUGUUUUGGAGGUCGCCUCACCAGCCCAUGUAUCCUCUUCUGCUUCUCGUGUUGGAUGUAUUAUAGUGUAAUCCCGAAACUUGACAAGGGAGAGGCUGGCAUGCUGGGGACGGCUGGGGAUUUUCCUGCGUGCCAGAGAGGGUUUAAAGAGAGUUAGAGGAAGAAGGACUCAAACGUUGAGAAAGCCUUUCUCACAGGACCAUUAGUGACCUGGAUGGAGCUGGAUACACAUCAACUGAAAAACAAAAACCCAAUCUUCAGCCACCUGCAGUACCAAGAUGCAUCCUCAUCUCACAGGGCUUGAUCUUCACAAACUAAAGGAUCUUCAACCUUUUAAUGUGACCAAAAACAGGAAGCGAACCCGUCUGUGCUGAUUCGUAUCAUGAUAUUCACUUUUUCUUAUGUAUUUGCUUUGACAACCGUUUUCUUAUUUUAUUUUGUUUUGUCUUUUUUUUUUCAGAUUUUCUCACACAAAACCAUACAGACACAUGCACACUUUUAACUUUUGGUUUAUUUUUAACCCGUGUCACCACUUUGUGGCAUGCAGCCUCAAACUGGAUUUAAUUUGGGGUCUAAGAUGUUGAGCGAACAUUUGCAUGUUUCUAAGUAAUAAAAAUGAAGAGCACUUGAAAGAUUGUGACUCAGCAUGCACUCUGCUUAAAGGAUUGCUGGUUGGCUGCAUUUAAGGAACACACACAACACACACACACACACACACACACACACGCAUUAAACACAUACACAUACACAUUAGUUCUGACAAACCGGGACCUUAUUUAAGCCUUUUUUUGCCAUUUUCACCAGUUAUUUUGAUUCUUUGUAAUUCGCUUCCUGUUCUGCAUUAUCCUUUCCCUUUCUGCUCAACCAUAUCAAGACAAAAAAAAAAAUCGUAGUUUGCACGCAAUGAAAUGCAAUGCACAUGUAGAAAAAAAAGAGUAUUUGGGAGGGGGGAGGGGGAGCAUUGUUUAUAACCUCAAACCAUGCUACAAUUUCCAUGGUGCUUUGUUUUACAGCUGUUGCAACUGUCCUCAUUCAUGUAUUUUGAGAGAGCCAUAGCGAAAAUGGAGUUUCUGUUUUAACUGAACAGUGGACUUCGGAUUACCAGCAAACCCGGCCUGGCAAGGCAGACUUUUUUUCUUGUUUUGUUUCAGUGCUGCUGUAAAUACUGUGUAGAUGCCAGUCAUAGGAAGACUCCUAACUACAAGGAACUGAGCGUUCAGCUUGUUAUGUGACUGGGUUCGCCGUGCGAAUCGUCCCAGCUUAUCUCCAUUUCUUAUUUCUAUAGAGGUGUAUUAUUUUGUGACAUCGUAAAAUAUCAACUUGUGGUUGGUAUGUUGGAGCAAUUUCUCAUUGGAGGGUGCCGCUGCAGCAAUGGGGGUGCCAUAAAAACCAAUUAAAUAGUGGCCAGUAAUAAAAAUAAAAUGUUUUCAUUGAGCUUAAUGGUGCAUUUCUAUGACAGGAAACAUUGUAAAACUUUUAACAGGCUCCUGCUGGACUUUAAAUCUGACCCGUAAGAUUCACAGCAGUUCGACAGGCGAUGUAAACUUUGAUCCCACAACAAAAUGUAUGAAUGUCGCUCUCGAAUGCAGCUGAGAAUGACCAAUUGCUCGAUGGCUUCGAUCCAACACGCCUGCGUUCUUUAUCUGACAAGAUCAUGUAAGCAUAACUGUGACAACAUGGGACACAUGAAAUCUGUUGAAGAACUUUUGGGCUUUUAAAGCUCCAUCUGGUUCCUCUGCUGUUGUGGAUUUCAGUGCUGUGUUGAGCCAGACCCUGCUGGGAACGGCCAGUUUCAGUCUCAGUGCAUUUCUCCUGUAUCCUACCAGCCCACCAUCUAGCUGUAAUAUUUAUUAGCCUCCAUAUAUGUACAGUUCUUUUAUUGUGAAAAGGUCUGCCCAGUCUGUCGCCGCUUUGUCACUUUACUGUUUAUGCAAGCAGGAGAUUAUAUGCAAUCAAUAAACAGUCGCCCCCAUAAAAUGUCUGUAACCAUAUCAGUCAUCAUGCUGUAAAUGCAAAUCAGUCAUAACUCCUUUUGUUUACUAUCAGAAUGCACAUUUUCAUUCUUUUACUUUUUGCUAUAAAUACCUGUUCAUCUGUGCCUUGAGAAACAUUGAGAGGUCGACUGUCCCAACAAAUUCAGACUAACACCGUAUUCUUACUGCAUAUAAAUGACAUGCAAUACUGAUUGUGAGGGGUUUUUUUAAACUUUAUAUCUUUUCCUUUUAAAGGAUCGUUGUAUGGAACAUCGUAAAAGUAUUUUGGUUGAAGCUUAAGAAGAGCUCCUCCGAGGGAACUCCUCCCUGACGGAUGUCAAAGUAAGGUUCCCUGAGAAAAAGCUAUUUUUUUCCCCCGGUUCGACUUCAAAGCACCCUUUAAAAGAAUAUAGACCGCACCGCCCAAAAAGCUAUGUCCUUUGGAUUUGUCUGUCAGAGUCGCAGGGUGCAGCGCGGCCUCAGAAAGGAUUUCCAUGUGGCCUCUUCAUGGCCACUGCUGGCUUUAUGAUAGAGCAAAACCAGACCAGACAUACUGCUCUUAGUGCACAUGCCAAGAUUUGAUGAUCAUAUGGACUUUCUGAGCUUUCUCUUUUAUUAUUCCUACUACAACUCUUCUCAUGUACCAACAGGGAAUGUUGUACAUCUCUCACCUUCCCAACUGAUCCCAACUCCCCUCUCUUCCUCUGUUUCUUCCUUGGAUUCUCAUUUCCUAAAGGGAAAUCUUAGUCCUAAGCAGCGGUGAUGUGUGUUGUUGGUUCAGAGAGUUGUUUUAUUGAAGUUCCUGUCACCAGUCUGUGAUGGGCAGCUCCCUGGGUAGCCGAAAGGUCAGAGGUCAGGGCUGCAUCUAAUCCCGUCUCUACGUCUUGACUCAGGGCUUCUAAAUACAGGAGAGAGGAAGAGCGGCAGCUUGGCAGGGAUGUCCACUUUAGGGAUAAUUAAAACAGGCCGAGGUAUCGAAUGUCCAGAGCUGCCAGACAUCCACGUGGUGUGUGUGUGUGUGUUGUUAUUAAUAUGUCAGCGAGGGCUCACGUUUUAAAGCUGGACAUGGUGGACUUGUGUUUUGUAAGCUGCAGUAAGAAGGUGCUGACUGACAAAUGUGCACGUGUGUUCGGAGAUUGUUUUUUCCUGUUCGAGGCUGACAUCACUGUGGGUCAGGAUUACUGUAUAAAGCAACUCAGUGAUGCAAGUGCUAACAGGAAUGCCCUCCUCAACCCCUUACUGCCCCACCUGUCUCCCUCCGCCCAAUAAAGAAUCUUCUACCAUGCAGACAAUCCUCCAGUUUCACCCGUCCUGACUGCAUACUGUGCGACAUCUAUCAUUCACCUUUUUCACUUUCUGCAACCUUCAACCUCUCUUACCUUCUGCUCUUAAACCUGUCUCUCCUUUUCCCCUUCACCCUGAACACAGCAUUUGAGUCUGGGGUCCCGGGAAGAGCCCAGCUGUCGGAAACUGUAGGUUUUAUGACGAGUCGGAGGGGUUUCCCUCCUGGAGACCGGCUUCAAAGACAGCAGGGCUUUUUAAAGGGCAAAGUUGAAACCCCAUCCUCCACCAUGCACCAUGCCUUUCUUCCUUACAAGGCCCAAACGUACACUAACCGUACAGACCGUACAGCCACUGAAACCUAGCUGGACUCUGUGUGCCACGAUGAAGACCAUUGAAGAAACGGGUCACCCCCAAAAUCCAAACUACAUGUUUCUCCUCUUACCUGGUGAGCUAUUAAUCAGUCUCCAUUGUUUUGGUGAAUGUUGGAGAUGUCUGCCUUCUCCUGAACAUAAUAACACUAGAUGGCACUGUGUUUAAGGUGCUAAAAGCGUCAAAAAAAAACAUUUGAAAAACUCAACAGCAGUGUCUCUUUCCAGAAAUCAUGAAGUGGUUAAUCUAUGGAACUAGAAAGAAAAUAGUUCCUGUGUCAAGUUGCUCACAAAAAGGUUUGUGGAUUUCUUGAGUAACCAGGUCAUCAUUUCUGGAAAUAUUGCCAUGCAUUGCUAGUAUGUAUUUUGAAUUUUGGGGUGAACUGUCCCUUUAAGAGUCUACCUGUAUGGGUUUUGGGCUAGCAAUGUUCUAGGUCUUCAUUGCUUGCAGUGAGAGCCUGUCUAGUGUUGACGUGGUGGAAUGCACUGACUGGUCAUCUGGGACUCAAGUGAAGACUUUACAGGUUUCUAGACUUCUAUGGCUUUUGUGGCGCCAUAAAGAAACAGCCGGGGGCUGUUUUUAGAGGUUUUGCAGAACAUUUAUCGAAUGAGCGAAUCGGAAUGACAGCUGCCGCUGGAGCAGAAUAUUUAGGACACGGCUGCGACGGUUAAACAGGGGAGAAAAGAGUGUCUGCUUCCUGUUUCCCUGCUCAAAUACCAACGAAAGAGUUAACAGAAAUCCUCUUAAGCUCUGGUAGUGUAUGUAUAAACAUCCGUUAUUUACAAGUCAUUGUUUUUUCCCCUUUUUAUAAAGUAGACUAGAAUGUACUUAGUGGAGAUUGGAGUGGCGAGGCAGAAAUGGCUCCUGGGCAGCGAGCGGGGCCUUGUCCUCAAAGGCCUCCAUUGUGAAGCCAGGGUCAUGGUGUCACUGGGUGGCGUAGGCUGUAAUCUGCACUUAACCAGCACUUAACUUUAAGACCUCAAACGACUAAUUCUCCCUUAGUCCCCUUUGUCAAAAAGUUUCCUCUUUUGUGUCCCAGAUUUGUACUUUAACUCUGUUUCAGUCGCUGUUUGCUGAAUGUACCACAGUCGGAGACGUUAUGUGUUUUUGCACCAGCCAAAUUAGAGUAUUUAAGAGUCAUCUCAUCAGUUAAAGAAAGGAAAUUGGCGUGCACUCAGUGAUUGAAUAUUUCUUCGAGGUAUGGCACCCUGUUACGCCUGCAUCUCAGCCUUCUAACUCUGUGCCAAAAUCAUUCCACAGUAUUUCCAGUUUACAGUUAGAGACAGUGCCAACGCUUCCCCAGAUGCUCACCCUGUCUCUAAGAUACUGAAAUUAGGGGAAAUGUUCAAUUUGAGGGUUUUCUUUCUUUUUUCUUUUUUUUUGGUUUUCUGCUUAAAUGUGUUUUUAUUUCUUUGUUAAACAAAAGAUGUCUUAUUUUGGAAGCUAUAUCGGAUAGAUUUUAUUUAAGGAAACUCUUGUAAUUUUGUAAAGUGGGCCUUAUUAUUGAAAUAUAUUAAGUAUUUGUCCAUCUUGAUUUUAAGAAUGAUAUUUUUUGCGAGAUAAUGUAUCUUCCUCAUUGUUAUUACACUCCUGGAGAGUACUUCUUCCUGUAUUUUUGUGUUUUUUGUUAUUUUAAUGCAAGACAUUUCUCACGACCUGGAGACACGAUGGCACAACACGGAUCAGAGAAAGAGGGAGAGAGAGAAAGAGAGGAGCCAGGGUUGUGUCAUAGUCAUUGAAGAAUGAGAGCUAUGUGCAUUUUAUCAGAGCUGAGCAGGUUUUCGCGGCGCUGAGUGGUUCACCAUGUGUCGUCCCGUUCUUAUCGGGGACCGUUCAGUGCUCGCUGCUCUGUUCUCCGUCGCUCUUAAAUUCAGGGUUCGUACAUCUUCUGUGCUGUAUGUUUGUAAGUGCUGCCAAAGAAAGAAGCGUGCAGGCCCCAGACACACACACACACACACACACAUACACACACACAUGUAUAUAUAUAAACACACAUAAAUAAUCAUAGGAAUAAAAAAAACAACAUAAAACUGGAUGUCAUCUCUCCUACAUGCAUACAUGCACAGAUAAACUAAUUUCAGGCCUGUACAAUCAACUUGUUUUUUUUAUUUCUGAGUGUUUCUGAGUUCAUUUUGUGUGCAGAAGAAGGAGACUGACAGACAGAGGUGUCAAACACAAAACUGUGUGUAAUGAAAUCAGAUCAAAAGGGUUUUAUGAUUUAUUAUUGCUUCUCAGUGUGUCAGCGAGGACUGUGUGGGGAGGCUUUCUUUUUUUUCUGUUUUAGACUUAAUCCAUUGUGCAUGUUUUAACCUUACUGUGGCUGGCGCACUCUGCAUGUAGGUCUCUUGAAGCUGCCAACUGUACAGCAGACCAUAUGUAUUCCAAUAAAAAUAAAAACCAACCUGUUUGUAA
Messenger RNA from Centropristis striata (black sea bass), 10335 nucleotides. RefSeq names its product leucine zipper protein 1 (gene luzp1). The coding region runs from base 558 to 3986 and encodes 1142 amino acids. The record is from RefSeq and is a predicted model, not a curated record. Lineage: Eukaryota; Metazoa; Chordata; Actinopteri; Perciformes; Serranidae. The transcript has 8 exons.